GGUGCUUUGCCGUUGGUGACAGCAGCGACUUUUUGCUUUUCUUAUAAAUGGAAGUGGUUAAUAAUUACUUCCUACUGCCUGUUAUCAUUGUGGGGCCUUUAUAAGGCAUUAACUGCAAGUUCACCAUGGCAGCGCCGUCUCUGUUUCGCAAUGCCCUUCACCAUGCGAUCGAUUCUAACAGUUUUGCGCACUCUGGGUCUGGUGGGAGGAAAUCGAGUGGCAUUGUCACAUGUUUACCUGCAGGUAGAAGUUGAUGGCGUUUCCAUACUCGGCGGUGCUAUUGGCGCUAUGCGUAUACCCGAAAAAUGGUUUCCUGGUUUGGUUGACUUCUAUUUGAAUUCACAUAAUAUAAUGCACGUUUUAGUUGUCGUUGCUGUGUAUUCAAUGCAUAAGGCAACCCUGAGGGACUUCGAAUGGAUGUCUACCACAUCAUGUGACAGUUUUACAAAUACAACUGCUAGCGCUAUAAGUAAUGCAAUGGGCACAAAUUUGGAACUAUGACCCCUUCAUAUGGGAAAUCUGAUGAGUUACUAUAAUAAAUUUAUAUUUUUAAUUAGUUUCAAUUGUUAAUUCUUU
This is a messenger RNA of Teleopsis dalmanni, 576 nucleotides long. RefSeq names its product progestin and adipoQ receptor family member 4-like. Lineage: Eukaryota; Metazoa; Arthropoda; Insecta; Diptera; Diopsidae. Gene Ontology annotation, molecular function: signaling receptor activity. The record is from RefSeq and is a predicted model, not a curated record. Bases 151 to 501 code for a protein of 116 amino acids. Gene Ontology annotation, cellular component: membrane. The transcript is spliced from 5 exons.